AUGAAAGAGUUCGCCAAGGACAGCUAUCUUAUCUCCUCCAACUCCCCCUCUCCCUCCCACAGGUCGUACGAAGACUAUGAGGAGACAGUCACGUCACCCAGCAACAAAGACUCCAGAAGGAGCUUUGUGUUCUUGAAGGAGUAUGUGGACACAACUGAGCGGUCUAAACAGGACGUGAAUCACAGCACCGUGAGCAGGAGGGAUUGCACAUACUGUGGAGAGCCUGUGCAAACCAGGAUCAAAAUAAUCAUGGAGGAACCCAAUAUCUACUGCCAUCCCUCAUGUUUUAAGUGUGACAUAUGCAGCAAGCCGAUGGGGGAUCUGAAGAAUAACAUGUUCCUUCGUCGAGGGAAAGUUCACUGUGAGAGCUGCUACAUAAAAGCAAUUUAA
Messenger RNA from Engraulis encrasicolus (European anchovy), 390 nucleotides. Its product is annotated as zinc finger protein 185-like. The record is from RefSeq and is a predicted model, not a curated record. Lineage: Eukaryota; Metazoa; Chordata; Actinopteri; Clupeiformes; Engraulidae. The transcript has 5 exons. Bases 1 to 390 code for a protein of 129 amino acids.